AAAACACCAUUUUUGGGCAAAAAUGGCGAAAAAGCUUCACAAAAAGGAAGAAAAUUAAAACAAUACGUUCUAAAAGAGAAAUUGGAUAUUAUCGAUUAUGCGAAAGUAAUAGGCAAUCGGGCAGCUGGAAGAGAAUUUAGCGUCGCAGAGAGCUCCAUAAGAGAGUGGCGAAAGAAUGAACAUCGUCUAAGGUUGUUUCCUUAUAUAAGUCCUCCAACUAUAAUCUUGCAUAUUUUCAUUCAUUGUGACAUUUUUCCAUAG
Dracunculus medinensis (Guinea worm) is the source of this 261-nucleotide messenger RNA. The record is from the annotation of a GenBank genome assembly. NCBI's taxonomy places the organism in Eukaryota, Metazoa, Nematoda, Chromadorea, Rhabditida, Dracunculidae.